AUGGAGUCUACAAAACGCAAUUUGUCAGAGCUUUCGAGAGGCUGGUCUGUGGAGGACUGGGUCAAAUUCCACGCGCAAUCGACGCCGCAAGCAUCGUUUGAGCUCCUGCAGUCUCUGUUGCAAUCUCAAAAGACAGCACCAGAGGAUCCGGCAUGGAUCUCUGUAGUUACAGAGUCCAAUUUGAGACAGCAGUGGCAAAUUCUACAGAGCAAAACCCAUAAGGAAACCUUACCGCUGUACGGUGUUCCAGUUGCCGUGAAGGACAACAUUGAUGCACAUGGUGCACCAACUACGGGUGCCUGCCCCUCAUUUAAAUACGAUCCUAAAUGUGAUUCUACAGUAGUCAGUCUUCUGAGAGAGGCCGGUGCUAUUGUCAUUGGUAAGACCAAUUUAGAUCAAUUUGCUACCGGUCUUGUGGGCACAAGAUCUCCAUACGGUAAGACACCAUGUGUAUUCAGCUCCAAACAUGUCUCCGGUGGCUCCUCGGCAGGUUCUGCCUCUGUGGUUGGGAGAGGAAUAGUACCAAUCGCAUUGGGUACAGAUACUGCAGGCUCAGGAAGAGUACCAGCGGCUUUGAACAAUUUAAUAGGGUUGAAACCAACAAAGGGUGUAUUCUCGUGUUCUGGUGUCAUUCCAGCAUGUAAAUCUCUGGAUUGUGUAUCCAUUUUUGCGUUAAACUUAUCAGAUGCCGAGCGUUGUUUCAAGGUCAUGUGUAAAGAAGAUUCAGAAAACGAUGAGUACUCAAGGGCGUACCCUUCUAAUCCACUACAAAGCUAUCCAGAAAACGUCACAAUUGCUGUGCCAAAGGUUCUACCUUGGUAUGGUGAACUAGAAAAUUCCAAAUUAUAUGACCAUGCCGUCAACCAAUUGAAAAAUAUGGGCGCAAACAUCGUAACAGUAGACUUUGAACCACUGCUAGAUUUAGCAAAGUGCCUUUACGAAGGUGCUUGGGUCGCUGAAAGAUAUGAAGCUGUGAAGGAUUUCCUAAAUACGAAUCCUCCAAAAGAAUCUCUAGAUCCAACGGUUAUUUCUAUAAUUAAUACUGCAAAAAAUUAUGAUGCUGCUGAUGCUUUCAAAUAUGAAUAUAAAAGACAGGGUAUACUUCAAAAGGUCAAGAAAGUUCUGAAGGAUAUUGAUGUUCUGUGUGUUCCAACGUGUCCAUUAAAUCCAACUUUUGAUGAAGUUGCUAAAGAGCCUGUAUUGGUAAAUUCAAGGCAGGGAACGUGGACAAAUUUUGUUAAUUUGGCUGAUAUGGCUGCUUUAGCUAUACCAGUUGGUUUCAGAGCGGAUGGUUUACCAAAUGGUAUUACCUUAAUUGGUAAGAAGUUCACCGAUUUUGCACUACUUGAUCUAGCAAAGAGAUUCUUCAAAGUAAACUUCCCAAAUGGAUCAAGAAAUUUUGGUCUCUUUCUUGAAGAACAGGUAGGCACUAAAGAUGACAACUUACAAGGUCCAAACAUUGACCCCAAGAAAUCAGUAAAAUUAGCUGUUGUGGGCGCCCAUUUGAAAGGCUUGCCUCUACACUGGCAAUUGGAAAAAGUCAAUGCCACUUACAUAUCGUCACCAAAAUCAUCGAAAAACUAUAAAUUAUAUGCUUUGCCAAGGGUUGGACCAAUUCUCAAACCAGGCUUGAGAAGAGUGACUUCAGAUGAAGGUUCUCAAAUUCAACUAGAAGUCUACAGCGUCCCAACUGAAAGGUUUGGUGAUUUCAUUUCCAUGGUACCUGAGCCAUUAGGCAUUGGUUCUGUGGAACUAGAAUCUGGCGAGUGGGUAAAAUCGUUCAUAUGUGAGGAGUGCGGUUAUAAUGCUAAAGGAUCGGUUGACAUUACCUCAUAUGGUGGGUUCAAACCUUAUAUUGAUUUUCUGAAAGAGAAGGAAGCCAAAUUCAAAAAACCAUUCAAAAGUGUACUGGUUGCUAACAGAGGUGAAAUCGCAGUUAGAAUAAUCAAAACUUUGAAAAAAUUAAACAUUACUGCCAUUUCUGUUUAUUCGGAUCCUGAUAAAUAUGCUCAACAUGUUAUUGAUUCGGAUAUUUCUGUACCUCUACAUGGUAUAACGGCUGCUCAAACUUAUCUCGAUAUCGAUAAAAUUGUUAAAGCAGCAAAGGAUACAGGUGCUGAAGCAAUUAUUCCAGGUUAUGGUUUUCUUUCUGAAAAUGCUGAUUUUUCCGACAGAUUGCAAGCAGAGGGAAUCGUUUUCGUAGGUCCUUCGGGGGAUGCCAUUAGAAAACUUGGUUUGAAGCAUUCCGCAAGAGAAAUUGCUGAAAAAGCUGGGGUUCCACUAGUACCAGGAUCUCCUUUAGUUCACUCUGCGGCAGAGGCAAAAAAGAUUGCUGCUCAAUUGGAAUAUCCUGUCAUGGUAAAGUCUACCGCAGGUGGUGGUGGUAUUGGUUUACAAAAAGUUGACUCUGAAGCUGAUAUAGAAAGAGUUUUUGAAACCGUUCAACACCAAGGAAAGGCAUAUUUCGGUGAUUCUGGUGUUUUCUUAGAAAGAUUUGUCGAAAACGCCAGACACGUCGAAAUUCAAAUGAUGGGUGACGGUUACGGUAAAGCAAUUGCAAUUGGUGAGCGUGACUGUUCUUUACAGCGUCGUAACCAGAAAGUUAUUGAAGAAACACCAGCUCCUAAUCUACCUGAUGCCACAAGAGCAAGAAUGAGAGAGGCAUCAGAAAAUCUAGGUUCAUUACUGAAGUAUAAAUGUGCUGGUACAGUUGAAUUCAUUUAUGAUGAAAGAAGAGAUGAGUUCUAUUUCUUGGAGGUUAAUGCAAGAUUACAAGUUGAGCACCCAAUCACUGAAAUGGUGACUGGCCUAGACCUCGUUGAAUGGAUGUUAAGAAUCGCAGCCGACGAUCCUCCAGAUUUUGAUUCAGCCAAUAUUAAGGUCGUUGGUGCUUCUAUCGAAGCUCGUUUAUACGCAGAGAAUCCAGUAAAGGAUUUCAGACCAUCUCCAGGUCAGUUGAAUACUGUUAAGUUUCCAGAAUGGGCUAGAGUUGAUACUUGGGUAACUAAAGGUACCACUGUUAGCGCUGAAUACGAUCCUACCUUGGCUAAAAUAAUUGUGCACGGGAAGGACCGUAACGAGGCGAUCAUAAAACUGAAUAAGGCCUUAAAUGAGACAGCUAUUUAUGGUUGUACUACCAAUUUGGAUUAUUUGAGAUCAAUCGCUUCCUCUCAAAUGUUUCAAGAGGCAAAGGUUGCUACUAAAGUACUAGACUCUUAUGACUAUAAACCGUGUGCCUUUGAGGUCACUUUCCCAGGUGCUCAUACUAGCGUUCAAGACUAUCCUGGUAGAACUGGAUAUUGGCGUAUUGGUGUCCCUCCUUCCGGUCCUAUGGAUGCUUAUUCUUUCAGGUUAGCUAACAGAAUUGUAGGCAACAACUACAAGGCCCCAGCCCUUGAAAUUACUUUAACCGGUCCAAAGAUUAAAUUUCAUACUGAAACGGUUAUUGCCAUUACUGGAGGUGAUGCACCUUGUAGCGUAAACGGCUCACCAAUUGAACAAUUCAAGCCCGUUUCGAUCACGAGAGGUGAUGAACUGGUUAUAGGAAAAUUGAGCAAGGGUUGUAGAGCUUAUUUGGCCAUCAGGAAUGGUAUCGAUGUUCCUGAAUACCUGGGUUCCAGAUCUACUUUCAGUCUGGGAGAACUAGGUGGUUAUAACGGCAGGGUCUUGAAGUUAGGAGAUGUGUUAUUCUUGAACCAGCCAUCUCUCGCUGCAUCUUCUUUACCCGCUCCGGAAUUCACUCCACAAGCUGCAUCAAAGGAUGUAAUACCUGUUAUUUCUACUAAAGAAUGGACUAUCGGUGUCACUUGUGGUCCUCACGGUUCUCCGGACUUCUUCAAGCCCGAAUCAGUCGAAAAAUUCUUCUCUGAAAGCUGGAAAGUUCAUUACAAUUCCAAUAGAUUCGGGGUCAGAUUAAUUGGCCCAAAACCAGAAUGGGCCAGAGUUGAUGGUGGAGAAGGUGGCUUGCACCCGUCUAACGCUCACGAUUAUGUGUAUUCACUAGGUGCAAUUAACUUCACUGGUGAUGAGCCUGUUAUUGUCACUUGCGAUGGUCCAUCUUUGGGUGGUUUUGUCUGUCAAGCCGUUGUGCCUGAGGGAGAACUAUGGAAGGUUGGUCAAGUUAAACCUGGUGAUCAAAUUAAAUUUGUGCCAAUCUCGUAUGAAACUGCCAGAGAAAUCAAGGAAUCUCAAGAUAACGCUGUAAACACUUUAAGCUCCUCUAAAGAAUUUUUGGGUUCUCCUAAGGAAUUGGCAACAUUUGAGAACCCUGUUUUAGCACAGCUUCCACAAAAAUCCGACUUGUCACCAAAAGUGACCUACAGACAAGCUGGUGAUCGUUACAUUUUGGUCGAAUAUGGUGAAAAUGUAAUGGAUUUCAAUAUCUCUUACAGAAUUAACUGCUUGAUUAAUCUUGUUAAAAAGCAUGAAACGAUCGGUAUUGUGGAAAUGUCUCAAGGUGUUAGAUCUGUAUUGAUUGAGUUUGAUGGCUACAAAGUCUCACAAAAGGAUCUCUUGGAUACAUUGAUCGCCUAUGAGAACGAAAUUAAGUUUGACAAAAAUUGGUCUAUUAAAUCUAAAAUUAUUAAACUGCCAAUGGCAUUCGAGGACUCUAAAACCCUUGCCUGCGCUACACGUUACCAAGAAACCAUUCGCUCCAAUGCUCCAUGGUUACCAAAUAAUGUUGAUUUCAUCGCUGACGUCAAUGGAAUUACUCGUGAGGAUGUCAGAGAUAUGAUGUACUCCGCAAAGUUCAUGGUUCUCGGUUUAGGUGAUGUUUUCUUGGGCUCUCCUUGUGCAGUUCCAUUAGACCCCCGUCAAAGAUUUUUGGGUACUAAGUACAAUCCAUCAAGAACUUACACUGAAAGAGGUGUGGUCGGACUUGGAGGAAUGUACAUGUGUAUCUAUGCUGCCUCUAGUCCAGGUGGCUACCAAUUAGUUGGUAGGACAAUUCCUAUCUGGGAUAAACUUACUUUAGCAGCGUCUUCCGAACAUCCUUGGUUAUUAACUCCAUUUGACCAGGUUGAGUUCUAUCCUGUGUCUGAAGAAGAACUUGAAAAAUUCACCGAGGAUUGCGAAAAUGGUAAAUUCGAAGUUCAAACCGAGGAUAGCAUUUUUGAUCACAGAGAAUAUUUAUUAUGGAUCCAAGAAAAUAUCGAUUCGAUCGAAAAGUUUCAAAGGAAUCAAGUUGGUGAAAAAUCCGCUGAAUUUGCUAAAUUAAUUCAAGUUGCUAAUUCAGAGUUGGAAACUUCUCAAACUAUCAAGCCUGAUUUGGAAGAAACUUAUCCAGAAGGUUGCGAGCUGGUUUAUUCGGAGCAUUCCGGUCGUUUCUGGAAGCCUGCAGUAGAAGUUGGCGAUCAAGUGAAAACAGGCCAAAGCUUGAUCGUUGUUGAAGCAAUGAAAACUGAAAUGACAGUAGCAGCUCCUCGUGGUGGUAAAGUUCUGAAAAUAAUCCAUAAGAAUGGUGAUAUAGUUGAUGCAGGCGACCUCGUUGUAGUUCUGCAAUAA
Molecule: messenger RNA, 5505 nt
Organism: Zygotorulaspora mrakii
Lineage: Eukaryota; Fungi; Ascomycota; Saccharomycetes; Saccharomycetales; Saccharomycetaceae
Gene: DUR12
Product: bifunctional urea carboxylase/allophanate hydrolase
Exons: 1
Coding region: 1-5505 (1834 amino acids)
Cellular component (GO): mitochondrion
Molecular function (GO): urea carboxylase activity; methylcrotonoyl-CoA carboxylase activity; ATP binding
Source: RefSeq, a predicted model, not a curated record